Messenger RNA from Geodia barretti, 1326 nucleotides. The record is from the annotation of a GenBank genome assembly. Lineage: Eukaryota; Metazoa; Porifera; Demospongiae; Tetractinellida; Geodiidae.
AUGCAACGCAGUCAGUCGAUCUCAGCUCAGGAGAGACAAUGGAGGAGGUCGAGCACGGGCUCGGUCCAAAGAAGGCGUCGUCGAGUCAAACCGACGGAAGAAGCGGAGAGUAGAGAGACGCCAGAUGAUCCCAAAGAUCGGGGUGAAGGGCAGCAACCACCGGUUAGCGAAAGAGAUGAUUAUGAAAGAGGCGAGGAACCGAGGGAUGAUGCAAGGAACCACGACGGAUCUUCAGGGCAGACAGAUAUGAUGCUCCCCGCGGGUACAACAGAGGACGAGGAAGAGACUGGAGAUAGCGAGGAACGGGAGGAAACGGAAGAAGAGGAAGAAGACGAUGACAGUUCCAGCGUCCAUAGCGACAGUUCCCUGAUGGCGGCCUCCCUGAGGAAGAUCAGCGAGAAGGUGGGAGAGCUGGAGGCACACAUCAUGCAGAAGGUGGAGAAGACAAGAGCCAACAUUGAGAGAGUUUCUCACUACGCCUGGACAGCUCUCCCGUUCGAUAAGCUCCCGAAAUGGCUACAAGACAACGAGUACCUGACGGCAGAGCAUCGCCCACCGAUGCACUCGUUUCUCGGCUGCUUCAAGAGCAUGUUCCGCAUGCACACGGAGACAUGGAACAUCUGGACCCACUUCCUGGGGUUUGCCUUCUUUGUUGCCCUCUGCCUUGGGAUCUAUGUCUACGGCGACUACAUCACGUUUCUGUUUGAGGACAUUGAGAUCUACCAACUCCCUGCCACUGAGCAGGCCAUGCUCUUCUGCUUCUUCCUCGCGGCCAUGAUCUGUCUCUCCUUCUCAGCACUGUUUCAUCUCUUCAGCAACCACUCGCAGUCCGUCUACAAGAUAUUCAGUCGUCUCGACUACUCUGGGAUCGCCAUUCUCAUCACAGGCUCCAGCAUCCCCGCCUACUAUUACGGAUUCUACUGCAGCGACGCGGCAAAAAGUUUUGCUGCGCACGAAUACCGACCGCUGCGGUUCACAACGUUUGUCGCGUUUGGUGUAUACGGCGUCGUCCCUGCCGUCCACGUCAUUGCUGAAGAAGGCAUCGAGAAGCAACAUGUCAUCGACGCCGGGAAAGGUCUUCUAGUAAUGGCGUGUCUCUACAUCGUUGGAGCGGUUCUCUAUGUGGUUCGGUUCCCCGAGAGGAUCUUCCCCGGCAAAUUCAACACCUGGGCCAGCAGCCAUCAGAUAUUCCACGUCUGCGUGGUGUGUGCGGCUGUGGUUCACUACAACACCCUGCUGAGUAUGAUAAAGUACCGCAUGAGUUUCGAUUCCUGUGCCAUGGACCUAGUCGGCACUGCUGCUCGACUUGAGCUCCCCAUCACAUGA